Molecule: messenger RNA, 3153 nt
Organism: Physella acuta
Lineage: Eukaryota; Metazoa; Mollusca; Gastropoda; Physidae
Source: RefSeq, a predicted model, not a curated record
CGAAGCUGUUAUUGAAAAUAUUAUUUUAGGUUUUACAACAAACAUUUUUAAAUAUUAUUGCGGGAGGAACUGACCAUGUGUGAAAGAAUCUUGCUCUUAGCAUGUUUUUUAUGGAUGGCUGCUAAAACGGGUGCAGCUCAAGAACUUGUGUAUGUGUGGGGGCCAAAUCCCAUCAAAAAUAAGUACUCACUUCUCUUGACGUUUGUCACCGUAUACCCGGAUAACGAUCUACACAUUCGUUAUUUAGAUUACAAGAACAGUCGGAAUGUUCUGGUGACGCAUGAAAGAAAUCUGAGACAGAACUCAAGAACGACCUAUACAUUAGUUGAAGUGGACGGAAUUAAGGAAUACAGCCACUUCCUGUUGGAGAUGGAGACUGCAAACCCUUUCGAAUUUGUCGCGCUGACUGAAUUGACUAGUAAGGUCGCCAUCGACAAUUUCCGAUCAAUACCCACCAUUGACUGGAGUAUUGAAUAUGCCGUGAUGAUUCGUACAAAAUCAAACUACAAAACUGUAAGCGUCUUUAGUUUACAGGCGCAACGUAUUUCAAUUGAGUACCAAUCAUACGCAGACUCAGAGGGUCCUCUAUUCGAAGGGUAUAUGCUGAAGUCAACACAAAUGCAACAGGAUGGCAUAAUGGCUAAACCAUACGUGCCGGAGGACAUUACUGUCUUUAUAAUUACCUACGAACAGAAUAGGUUUGUCCACGCCGCUUUUUUAACUGGCGAGCAAAGAUUUGGCUGCUUGCUACUUGGGUCACAAAAUGAUGGACUCUUUCCGGCGGAUAUUGCAUUUGUUCCACCUCCACCUGUGAAGUAUACUUUUUAUGGACGAAAAUUUAAGAAAUUCGGCCUUCCGUAUGACAUCAUAAUCAAAAUUUUAGUCCUUAAAGAUGUAUCCCCGCCUAAUGUAGUAAAGUUUGAGCUUUUUAAUGGUACGAAAAAAGAAGUCAGCUCAUUUAAUUAUGGAACCGUUUUAGAGUUUACCAACCUUGCAAAGAUUGAAUCAGUCAUACCGUUUCAAGCUUUCGCAAUGAAAACUCUGGAGUCCUACGUACAUGUACAACUUGAUUUGUUUUCAUAUUUCAAACGUGCACAUGUAAUACUGAAUCCAAUGAAAAUGGAAAUAUUAGAGGUCAAUUUAACACUGACGGGUACAAAAAUUGCAUUGGAAACUCUCACACUAAAUGACGAUCCUUUGCAUUUGAAAGAUUUAACGGUAAUUCACGAAGAUGAUCAAAUAUAUACAGGGUACGCUCGUGUUAGUUUUGCCCCUAUGAAAAUCAGCUCGUCACAAAAUGUGUCAGUUUUCGUACAAGGUGGAGACACUGAAGCUUUGUAUUACGAAUAUUCUAGUUUUGGGCCGACAACCUCCUUGGAUCCCAGAAAGUUUGACAUCAACUUAAAGGAGUGGCUUACUUCUACAACGGUAAAAACCUCAGCAACUGCAAGAAAUACACAAACUUCUACAGCUGCUGGAAUCCCAACAUCUGAAACAACAUUGCGAACAACAAGCCCGACGCAAUCUAUACAAGUAACAUCGAGCAAAAUUGGAGAAACGCCACCUACUAUAUAUAGUGAAUUUAAUGUAGUUUGCAAUCCUGAUCGCUACGGGAAGGAUUGCGCCCGCGUCUGCAAAUGUAGUCAGAAAUGUCGAAUGGAUGGGACGUGCUCCAACGAACCGUGUAGGAUUGGAAAAUUUGGGGAUGGUUGUAGACACGAUGACUUAACAGUGCUCGCUGUUGAGGCUUCGCCACCAGAACUUUUCGACGCCGAUACGGAUACUGGUCAAAUUUUAAGAGACACAAAAGUCGAGUUGACAUUGAAAAACCCUACUCCCACCAAUUCUUUUACUUUUGUCUUCGAAAAAGGAGCUGAUUUAAGCGAAAUCACAGCCAAUAAAUUUGACAUCAAAGUGUGGGACGAAGAGAACAAGGAGAUGGUAGCCCUCACGGAGGAGUACACAGUAGCGGCUGAGGAUGGUAGUGUGACGGUCCAUUGGGAGAGACCGAGAGUCGUGACGAAAAUUAAAGUAUUGGUCUCCACUGAACAGAAGGCCAUGUCGUUUCAUUUGGACGGGGGAGUAUUAAUACAACCGAAUGAUGAACGAAAUCACACCAAGGGUCAAGGAGACACGAAAUUUCCGUUUUUAAAUAUCAAUGUUGGGUAUCCGACCCCCGACCCCCGAGUUGCUACAGUCAUCACGGACGGCGAUCGACAUUCUACCUGUAUCGAAAGAGAGGAAGUUGACAACGUAACGAUGAUUUUCUCAGUCUGUACUCUACUUCAGCGGAUCAUGAUUUACACGCCAGGCUAUGGCGAUUGGAAACUUGCAGUGUGGUGCUACGAUACAGAGGGCACUGAAGUUAUGAACACUGAGGUUUCUAGUAGCAUAGAUCGAAUUUACCAGGUCAAUGUGAAUAAGAAUGUGAUGAAAGUCUACAUAGAAAAACUCUCUGGAUCUCUUUUUAUGUGCGAGAUCGAAGCCUUCGCAAAUUCACACGGGCCACUUAAAGACACGGUAGAGGAGAGAGCUGAGAUGGGCGCAUUCUUCGUCGCUGGGUACUCCGCCCUCAUACUCAUCUGUUUGAUGUUCUCAAUGUUGCUCAUAUGUGUGAUGCUGUCUCUCUACAUGAGCUGGCGUCGGUCCACCUCGACAGCUAACGAGUGAUACAGUUAGUGGAAUAGUCUUAGCCGUGGUUGGCGUGGGAAAUGAAAAAAAUUAGGGCGAAACAAAAUUUCAUUUAUCCUAGAACAAUCUUGUUUCUACAUUGCAUUUGUUUAUUCAUUAUGUUUAUAUUUUGUUUCAAAAUGGUUGUUAUGAACCCGUUUUUAAUUUAUUUUUAUAGUUUUAGUAUAUUUCUAUAAAUGAAGAAGUAUUUUUUUCAAAAUGAUUGAUUAUUUUUAAUUUGAAAACUAAGUGCCAUGAAUUUGAUUUUCAUGCUAAUAUCAAUGAAGAUUAAUCAUUUUAUUUAUUUUUUAAGGAAAAGAAAUAUAAUUUAACCAAAUUAUAUUGCAUUAUAUGUUUAUGGUUUGUUAAUAUAAUGCAUGUUAUUUAAUUUAAUUAAGCCUUACAAUAAAAGAAAAAGAGAAUUCACUGAUGUGUGUAGCUUUCUUCGUUUCUUUUUCGUUCUUAAAAUUUAAUAAACUAGUU